This is a messenger RNA of Symbiodinium sp. CCMP2592, 1059 nucleotides long. The record is from the annotation of a GenBank genome assembly. Lineage: Eukaryota; Dinophyceae; Suessiales; Symbiodiniaceae.
AUGUUUGCUCUUUGUGCCCUCGUCGUCAACGGCGUGGCUGCCCACCGCAUCGGCACACACUCCAUCGACACGAGCGGAAGCUCUUUCACAAAGGAGGAGAACCAGGAAGAGGAAGCGCGCCGCCGCAUCGACGAACUCACGGAUUUUGGCGCCCAGGCCACCAGUCAUAGCGAGAAUGCGAGCCAGAACAGCACAGACGAUCCGGCCACGAACGAGGUGACCUCCAGAGUGAUCGCCGCGGUUGACCGGUACGUUGCGCAAGAGAAGCAGAGCCUCGAUCGGCGAAGGGCCGAAUUCGUCGAGCUGUCGAAGCAGCCAGUUGGUGAACUGAUUGUCUCCGCCACGAACUCCCACCUCGAGACCAUCAAGCAGCUUGAAUCGACCAUCGAGGAAAAGGUUUCGACCAUCAAGCACCAGGCUUCGAUCAUCGACCGGUUGAGGCGGCCCAGCAAUUUUGUGUGGAACAUCUCGAAUCAAGACUUCUCAGAGGUUGCCUAUAACACCUAUGUGGAGAGUCCAAAGUUCGGCCUCUUGCUCGAUAGUGGCUUUUGGUUUCGAUAUUAUCCGAAAGGAACAUGGGGUACCGGCGAUGAUGGGUGGGCGACGAUCUACUUGAAGCACGACCGGCCCUUGCGCAGUUUGCCCAUUCAUUCCCUUCUCAUGGCGUCUCCUGAUGGCAUGCGUCUCUUCACAUUCGCCUUCUUUGCAAUUUACAUGAGCGAUGUGGAGAAUCAGGAAGCUCACCACGUGGAAGACUCCAUCGACAUUGGCGCCCAGGCCGUUGCCGACGGCGAAGGCUUCUCAGUGCUCCAUGGCGAAUAUGUGGAGAGUCCCAAGUUCGGCUUCAACUUCUCGACAGCGGCUUUUGGUUUGAAUAUUCUCCGAAAGGGGACAAUCCACGGGCAUGGACAUCGGUUUGGAAAUCGUUAUUUCGCUCCGGCGAUCAAGUUCCACGUAAUCAAUGUGAACAUAACGGAGUCGAAUUGCUCAGUUCUGUGGACGUCGCCAAGUAGCUUCGGAGCUUGCACGAAGCGGAAGCCGGAGAAAAGCGAACCGUGA